AACACACACACACACACACACACACACACACACACACACACACACACACACACACACAGACACAUACGCCGAGCUCUGCGGCUCUCGCGGUAUUUUGCGCGAGACUGCCUCCUUCCUUUUUCCCUUGCCAGUCCGCUUGCCUUCCUCACCCCUCCUCCUCCUCCCGGCCUGGCCUCCCCCUCCUCCCCCCGCCGGCCCCCUCCCCGCAGGGAUAAUAUGGUCUCCGGCGAUGGACUCCCCAAGUGCAGGAUACACCUUUGAGUACCUUAUUGAAACAUUAAGUGACAAUUCACAAAAGAAGUUCUUCAAUGUCCCUAAACUUGGAGGCACCAAGUAUGAUGUUCUGCCUUACUCAAUACGGGUCCUGUUGGAAGCUGCUGUACGAAAUUGUGAUGGCUUUUUAAUGAAAAAGGAAGAUGUUAUGAACAUUUUAGAUUGGAAAACCAAACAAAGCAAUGUUGAAGUGCCCUUUUUCCCUGCCCGUGUUCUUCUUCAAGAUUUUACUGGAAUACCAGCAAUGGUGGAUCUUGCUGCUAUGAGGGAGGCAGUGAAAACUCUUGGAGGUGAUCCUAAGAAAGUCCAUCCUGCCUGCCCCACAGAUCUCACAGUUGACCAUUCUUUACAAAUUGACUUCAGUAAAUGUGCAAUACAGAAUGCACCAAAUCCUGGAGGCGGUGACCUACAGAAAGCAGGAAAGCUCUCUCCACUUAAGGUGCAGCCGAAGAAGCUUCCCUGCAGAGGCCAGACAGCCUGCCGAGGAUCGUGUGAUUCGGGAGAAAUAAGCCGAAACUCAGGAACAUUUUCUUCACAGAUUGAGAAUACACCCAUCCUGUGUCCUUUUCAUUUGCAACCAGUGCCUGAGUAUGCAAUUGUUUCUGUUCCGAGACCUGAAACAGUGUUAAAAAAUCAAGAAGUAGAAUUUGGCAGAAAUCGAGAGAGACUUCAGUUUUUCAAGUGGAGUUCAAGGGUAUUUAAGAAUGUGGCUGUCAUCCCUCCUGGAACUGGAAUGGCUCAUCAAGUAAACUUAGAGUAUUUGUCAAGAGUAGUUGUUGAAGAAAAGGACCUCCUUUUCCCAGACAGCGUAGUUGGCACAGACUCCCAUAUAACCAUGGUGAAUGGUUUGGGGAUUCUUGGAUGGGGAGUUGGAGGCAUUGAAACAGAAGCUGUUAUGCUUGGUCUACCAGUUUCUCUUACUUUACCAGAGGUGGUUGGGUGUGAGUUAACUGGUUCAUCCAAUCCUUUUGUUACAUCCAUAGAUAUUGUUCUUGGCAUUACAAAGCACCUCAGGCAAGUAGGAGUGGCUGGAAAGUUUGUUGAAUUUUUUGGAAGUGGAGUUUCCCAAUUAUCUAUCGUUGAUCGAACUACAAUAGCAAACAUGUGUCCAGAAUAUGGUGCUAUCCUCAGCUUUUUCCCUGUUGACAAUGUGACAUUAAGACAUUUAGAACAUACAGGUUUUGACAAGGGCAAACUUGAGUCAAUGGAAAACUACCUUAAAGCUGUGAAAUUGUUUCGAAAUGAUCAGAAUUCUUCAAAACCUGAAUACUCUGAGGUGAUUCAGAUUAAUCUAAAUUCAAUAGUUGCAUCUGUCAGUGGUCCAAAAAGACCUCAGGAUAGAGUUGCUGUGGCAGAUAUGAAAAGUGACUUCCAGGCUUGCUUAAAUGAAAAGGUUGGAUUUAAAGGCUUCCAGGUUGCAGCUGAAAAGCAAAAUGAUACCGUGGCUAUUCAUUAUGAAGGAAGUGAGUAUCAGCUGUCUCAUGGAUCUGUGGUCAUUGCUGCUGUUAUUAGUUGUACCAAUAAUUGCAACCCAUCUGUCAUGCUUGCUGCAGGUCUUUUGGCAAAAAAGGCUGUUGAAGCUGGUCUACGUGUUAAACCUUAUAUAAGAACAAGUUUAUCUCCAGGCAGUGGGAUGGUUACACAUUACCUCAGUUCUAGUGGAGUGUUACCUUAUCUCAGCAAGCUUGGAUUUGAAAUAGUUGGUUAUGGAUGUUCAACAUGUGUGGGGAAUACAGCACCCAUAUCAGAAGUGGUUUUAAAUGCAGUAAAACAGGGUGAUUUGGUAACCUGUGGAGUUUUAUCUGGAAACAAAAAUUUUGAAGGUCGUCUUUGUGAUUGUGUCCGUGCCAACUAUCUUGCAUCUCCACCCUUAGUGGUGGCUUACGCCAUAGCUGGCACAGUGAAUAUAGAUUUCCAGACGGAGCCUUUAGGUACUGACCCUGCUGGCAAGAAAAUUUACCUGCAUGACAUUUGGCCUACUCGAGAAGAAGUCCAUCAGAUAGAAGAAGAACAUGUCAUAUUAUCCAUGUUUAAAGCACUGAAAGAGAAGAUAGAGGUAGGAAAUAAACGGUGGAAUUCCUUAGAAGCACCAGACUCAGUUUUGUUUCCAUGGGACUUAAAGUCUACUUAUAUCAGAUGUCCUUCAUUUUUUGAUAAACUUACCAAAGAGCCAACUGUACUCCCGCCUAUUGAAAAUGCUCAUGUCUUACUAUAUUUGGGAGACUCUGUCACGACAGAUCACAUAUCACCUGCUGGAAGUAUUGCCAGGAGUAGUGCUGCCGCUAAGUAUUUGACAAACAGAGGCCUUACCCCUCGCGAGUUCAACUCUUACGGAGCCCGAAGAGGUAACGACGCUGUAAUGACACGAGGCACAUUUGCAAAUAUCAAGCUCUUUAAUAAGUUUAUUGGGAAGCCAGCUCCUAAAACAGUUCAUUUUCCAUCAGGACAGACGCUAGAUGUAUUUGAAGCUGCAGAGUUGUACCAGAAAGAAGGUAUCCCACUGAUUAUCUUAGCAGGAAAGAAAUAUGGUUCAGGAAAUUCACGAGACUGGGCUGCCAAAGGACCCUAUUUACUGGGUGUGAAAGCUGUUUUGGCUGAAAGUUAUGAAAAAAUACACAAAGAUCAUUUGAUUGGAAUUGGAAUAGCUCCACUUCAAUUCCUUCCAGGAGAAAAUGCAGAUUCCUUGGGCCUUUCUGGCAGAGAAACUUUUUCUUUAACAUUUCCUGAAGAACUCUCCCCUGGAAUUACAUUAAGUAUAAAGACAAAUACUGGAAAAGUAUUCAACGUGAUUGCUUCAUUUGAAAAUGAUGUGGAGAUAACAUUGUACAAACAUGGAGGAUUAUUAAACUUUGUGGCUCGAAAAUUCUCAUAGUAUCUGCUCACCGUGGUAUCUUUCAUAACUGACAACUGCAAACAAAGCCUUUUGUGCUAGACCCAGGAAUCUUUGCCAUGGAGCUGCAGAUAGUUCCAGUACACUCAGUUGUCACCCAUGGAUGUAAAUGAUGACGAAUCAGUGUAGUGACUGAAAUGAAAUCUUCUUGAUUUUAAAUAAUAUACGAAUGGUGCUAUUAACAUUGCUAAAAUCACCGUGUGAAGUGUGUUGUGGAAGAGACCUGUAAGUAUGGGGGCGGGGAUAUUUUAUCAGACCAUUUUGUAAAUAAAGGCAGAAUUUGAA
Jaculus jaculus (lesser Egyptian jerboa) is the source of this 3448-nucleotide messenger RNA. It is a transcript of the gene Ireb2, whose product is annotated as iron responsive element binding protein 2. The transcript has 22 exons. Lineage: Eukaryota; Metazoa; Chordata; Mammalia; Rodentia; Dipodidae. Gene Ontology annotation, biological process: tricarboxylic acid cycle; citrate metabolic process. Gene Ontology annotation, molecular function: 4 iron, 4 sulfur cluster binding; aconitate hydratase activity; iron-responsive element binding. The record is from RefSeq and is a predicted model, not a curated record. Gene Ontology annotation, cellular component: mitochondrion; cytosol. The coding region runs from base 230 to 3145 and encodes 971 amino acids.